CUUGAGAAGUGAAGACGUGAUGACCUAUCAUUUCUUCAACAAGCAAGGGAGUCGAGCAUACAAGGAAUAUAAACUCGACGGGACAGAUACGAAUGUACAGCUAAAAGGAACUGCCAAAUUUGUAGAUUCAACUACUUUUGGGAAGGUGUUAUCAUUCUCAAACACAGCAAUUGCUCAGGUCCCAAAGAUGCCGAUAAGGACCACAAGCUUCUCCAUUGCGGCGUAUGUCAGGUUCCGAUCUUUUGGAAGCAUACAAACUAUCUUUUCGGACUUCACGCGCUUUUGGAAGUUUAUAUUUCGAGUGAACUACGACGACAGAGUAUACCUAGCUCUGAGGCGAAACAUCAACAGUGAGGGAGCCGAUCCAAGCCAAGACUUGGUUGAAUUAUCAGGGGGUGACAUAUCACAACUUCCUCGGGCCAACACUUGGCAACUGCUUGCAUGUAGCUGGAACAGAGAAACUCGCGUAGCUAAGAUAUAUUUAAAUGGAGUUGUAGUCGAUACGAAGUCGCCAAAGGCCGAGUACACCGACCUUGAUCUUCAAUUGAACGACCAUCCCCUAUACGAGAUAGGGGGUAAUCCGAGCUCCGGCUGGUAUCUGCAGGGAGAGAUGGCUCGUCUCAAGAUAUUCUUUUACCCCAUCAGUCAAGCUCAGGUAGAUGCCUUGUACGAGAGACUUGCUGAUGAGACUACGACGUACGUCCUGGUGGGGCAGGAGGAAAUUUCAGACACGCCUCAGGCGACGUUCCAACUGAACUCACUUAUCCAGUGUGCAGUGCAGUGUCAAAGACAAAAGAUGUCGUCAACCACCACAUGCCAAGAGUUCGUCUACAUUGCAAACCUUGGAGUUUGUAAGCUAUACGGGGGGAAAACGACUGGUACCUCGAGUGCGAGUGGAGGAAACACUGUUCAGCAUUUUCGGCAGGGGUGAAACACGUUAAACCCGAAAUUAACAAAACACUCAUUAACUCGUUGGGUAACACAGUGCGACAAACACGGUGCAAGGACUAAGGUAUCUGGCUAUGCUGAAGUGAUGAUGUUUUAUUUAACGCACACAUUACAUA
This is a messenger RNA of Lineus longissimus, 1064 nucleotides long. RefSeq lists its product as uncharacterized. Lineage: Eukaryota; Metazoa; Nemertea; Pilidiophora; Heteronemertea; Lineidae. The record is from RefSeq and is a predicted model, not a curated record. The transcript is spliced from 6 exons. The coding region runs from base 20 to 931 and encodes 303 amino acids.